Molecule: messenger RNA, 540 nt
Organism: Aplysia californica (California sea hare)
Lineage: Eukaryota; Metazoa; Mollusca; Gastropoda; Aplysiida; Aplysiidae
Product: transmembrane protein 79
Exons: 1
Coding region: 1-540 (179 amino acids)
Biological process (GO): regulated exocytosis
Cellular component (GO): trans-Golgi network membrane; lysosomal membrane
Source: RefSeq, a predicted model, not a curated record
AUGCCCAAGUCUCAACCAAUCGAAAGGCAGAUCAUAUUCCGGAAUGGCGUGCGAAGCGGCAUUGGUCUCGCCGCCGCCUUCUUCAUCCUAUAUGCCUUCGUGCCCAUCCCAGUCCCGCCCCUUCCCAGAAUGAUUGACAGGCUGGUGUACACGCUCCGCCUCCAGAGCUUCUCGGUGCUCACGUUGAUUGGCGGGGUCCUGAUCGUGUCCCUGCAGCGCUACUUCACCAUCGCCGUGGACCCAAUCAACGGGCGGGGCGAGCACCACGUGGCUGUCAGCACUCGCUACCUCACCAACACCGUGGAGCAGUUCCUCAUCAGCUUUGUGGGACAGAUGGUCCUCACCACCUACCUACCGGAGAGACAGAUGAAAGUCAUCCCCAUCCUCGUCGCUUUCUUCGUCUUCGGCCGCGUCUCCUUCUACCUGGGCUACCGGAAGUCCUACCUCAACCGGACCCUGGGCUACGUGGCCACGUUCGGCGUCAGCGCGGUCUUGUGGCUGUUCCUCACGUGUCUUGUGGUGUCCAGUCUAUUCACGUGA